UUGAAGAGGAUUGGAACGGGGCUUAAAGCGUUUGACUAUCCAGAAUAUCGACCGUAACUCGGCAUAAUAAACCUUUGUUUACAUUAUGGACUACAUUUGUUAUUCAGUUUUCAUGUUCUAAAUCUUGAUUCUUCUUAAAAUUAAAAACAUCGUUUAAAAGCAUAAUUUGCGUUCAAAGAGUUUUGUUUUAAAAUCCUUUUAACUUGGUGGAAUAUAAUUGUACUAACUGUUUUAAGACAGCUCGUUUCUAGCUUAAGGUUCGGUAUUGUGAAGAUAAACAAUAUACAUUUUUCUGGAUUACUCUAACUGUUUUCGCAGAGGAAAUACAUACAUUUUGGACAAAAUGUCGGGGAUGCAGCCCACAUAUGAUGAACAGCAGAUCGAGGAGAUGUUCGGCGUAUUUGACAGUAACAGCGACAAAAAAAUAACAACGGAUGAGUUUGGGAUGGUACUUCGGGCCCUGAACUUUAACCCUACGGACAAGGAGAUUGCCGAUUUUAUUAAAAAGCUCGACACAGAUAAUUCUGGUUUUCUCGAACUCGACGAAUUCAUAAAAUUCUUCAAGGAAUACAAAGGCAAACACCAGAAUGACGAAAAAGCCAUCAGAAAUGCAUUUAAAGCCUUCGAUAAGAACGGCAACGGGAUGAUUGAAGCCAGCGAAUUGCGAGCAAUCAUGCAAAGAUGCGGGCAGACAUUGUCGGACAGCGAGAUUGAAGAGAUGAUAAAGGUCGCGGACUCGAACCACGAUGGAAAAAUUAACUACAACGAGUUCGUCGAAUUUAUUUGCAAGCCGGUGAAAUAGCCUGAGAUUCAUCUCCAUGAUCAUCACAAAACGUACACUCCCUGGUGCCUCAUCAUAUCUCAUCGAAACAAGUGAUCUGUCCAGGAUGUGCUCAUUCAUCGAUGCCUUGGAAUAACAUUCAUGUGACAAACUGUAAAUUGGUGAUUGAUAAUAGAUCUGACUUUUAAAAAAGAAAAAAAAUCUUCAUAGACCGAAUGUGACUGUACAUUGAACGGAUUUAUCGCUUCUUUAGUUAACUCUUUAUUAACAUUUUGGCACCCGGACCUUUUUCAAAAUAAUAUCAAAGAUGUAUGGCAAAUAUAAUAUUAUAGAGAAUAUGUUUUAAAUUGCGUUGUAUAAUACAUUUGCCUUGUAAAGUCUAAAAAUAUAAAAAAUACUGUCUUGUAUAAAGAGAAUAUACAGUAUAUUCAAAUGUGCCUAUGAUGUGUUAAAAUUUGUUGCUCAGGACAAGAGACUUAUAAUGUCGGCUUAUUAUAGCAGAACACAUUUAGAUUUAAAAAAAAUGUAACCUAAAUCACUUUAUUAAAACAAGUUAAAUUAUUGUGGCUUGGAAAUAUUAGAUUCAAACUAUCAAAUUAUGAAUGCCAAGACACAUAAAGAGCGGCGAAACAAUUACGUUAUACAAUAAACAUGUAUUACUAAUUCAAUAUUUAGGGGUUCUAACGAUCAGGGGCCAUGAUUACGAACAGUCUCAAGUCCAAGUCUAGACUCAGACUCAGAAAAGCAUUUUUAUAAAGGAACAAACAAUCAUAUUUAUUUCAUUUCUUUUACAAAAAUGUAUGUACAUAAAGAUAAAACAUUUAAAUAUUAAUAUAUUUUAACAAAUUUUACCAUCAAUACUCUGAUAGAGGGAAAGUUACAUGAAAUGAAGUUUUGCCAUAAUGAGUCUUGAGUCUGAACUCAGACUUGAGACUGUUCGUAACCACUGCCCCAGGAUUCAGGCUUUAAUCACUAAUGGAAGCCUUUAAGGUAUGAAUAGUGUACAAUAGUAUUUUUCUCAGACAUUUACACCAAACACUGUAGGAAGUACAUUGACAUACAUUGAGUAUAAAUAUAUAUGGAAACAUUUUAAAAAUUAAAGGGGUCUAAACCCUUACUCUGGUUUUGGCAUAAAUCCCAAUUAUCAAUAAUCAGUUAUCAACUGAAGUUAAUCGUAGGGUCAUGCAUCAUUGACUUCAUCCACUCUAUUGGUCAGUUAUUAAUAGCAAGUAAUCCGAUUAACUACAUCGUCCAUAUAUCCAAUUCAGACCAAUUGAUCGAAAAUUAUCGUCAGAAAGAAUCCCUGAAUAUAGUAAUGUUGAAAACAAAACUAUAACCAUUAUUAACUAUAACAACAAAUAGAAACAUCUUCAUUUACAACGUUUCAGGUCUUAAUUUCAGCAAAUUGUAUACACAAUUUUAGGUAUAUUUCGUGCCCCCUCCCCCCCUUCCUACCCCCUCUUUAUUGACAUCCAAAUUAUUUUGAUUGCACGAUUAUCGUGACACGAGUAUGUUGACAAUCACACAUUCCACUCAGGUGAAGGAAGGGACCUUAACGUACAGAACACAAUAGGCCGAGUCUUCAGUACUUUGUUAACGUUAACAACGUGGUUAUCGGAAUCGUUGUUAACUUUAAAAGUUGGGCUAUUUUAUGACGUGCUGCUUUAUUUAAAAAACCAAUAACACAACAAGCAAAGCUGAAUCAGUUGCCUCAACUGUUGUGAAAAGUACCUCUGAUUACUUGCGUGUCGAUGAAACUUUUAGGGUAUUAACGAUUUGAAAGUUAACAACGAUCCGGCUAAUAUAUAUGUAUAAUAAAUGAGGUCGCUUGUAUUAUAACAUGUUUUUCUUACAAUCGGAGCACCUUGAUCUUUUUGCAUCGAAAACAAAAUUGUUUUCGAGGCGAUGUCCUCGGUUGGAAAUGACCGAGGUGUUCCGAUUGGUAUUGUUUUUAAAAAUAUUUCCGGUUUGGUCACAUGACAUACAAGAUUGAUUCAGGUCAACUAAAGUCAAGGUUACUAUAAUCUACUCUGGUACAAAAUAUCCUUUCUAUUAAAAGCACCUUCUCAACACUGUCUGUGAUAGAAUUUAACAGUGCUUUUGUUUUUUUUCUUAUUGUAUUCUUUUUAUUUUAUUUAAUAUGUUCGAUGAUAUUUGAGUACAUUUCAGUUUCUUGAAUGUCUCAUUCGAGGGUUGUUCUUUAAGUUGGCGGAAUUUUACUUUAAAAUCUCAAAACACAUAUGUUGUUGAAAAUGAUUGUAAAUGGGUACAAAUUAAGUUCAAUUUGAUCUGAAUUGAUGGUACAAAAAAGGCGUACGAAUCCUGUUAUUCAUGACAACACUUUUCUUUUUAUGUUUAAAUUCUCGAACUUUAAGAACAACCCUCUUACAUGUGUUAUACGCCGAUAUUUUGUAAAUAUUUAAAACUGUGUAAACACGUAAUUAUUUCGUUGUUUAAUGAAUGUUUAAUUUUAAGAGAUUAUUCAAUUAUUAUUUUUUUUAAAAUGUAACCGUUUUUUAGACAUUUUUCUUGUAACAUUUGUUGUAAUUCAAAGAAAACUUAUAUAAAUAGAUAGCUGUCUCAGUAGGUAAUACACUGUGUCUCUAAAUGUUGCUUCACAUAUAUAGAGUAAUAGAGUAAAAACUUAUUUCUAGAUUUCAGAAAAUAAUAAAAUAUCUGGACCUGAUUUCUCGAAACUUCUUAUGCCUAACCAACUUAGGUAGCUUAUUUUGUUUGACAAAUGUCUGUUUGACAAGUUUAACAAAAUAAUGUGGGGGCACCAAUCAUUAUAAAUUCCCUUUAUAGUACAUAAGGUACCAAACAUAGAUUUUAAAAAAAUCAGCAGUUUACCAAAACAUUUUUCAAUAUGAUAAUAAACGAUCACUUUAAUGGCAAUUUAAAAUUCAAAACUUGAAGUUGUUAAUACUUAACGAUUCGAUAUUUAAUAAUAUCUGUUUUUGCAGCACAUUAUCCAUUUAUUUUUUCGAUUUAGUAUUGUGAUUAUGCAAUAUAUGUAAUAACUUGUAGAUUUACUAGAAAAUAAAACGAAAGAG
Molecule: messenger RNA, 3834 nt
Organism: Mya arenaria
Lineage: Eukaryota; Metazoa; Mollusca; Bivalvia; Myida; Myidae
Product: neo-calmodulin-like
Exons: 6
Coding region: 344-802 (152 amino acids)
Molecular function (GO): enzyme regulator activity; calcium ion binding
Source: RefSeq, a predicted model, not a curated record